Molecule: messenger RNA, 1716 nt
Organism: Darwinula stevensoni
Lineage: Eukaryota; Metazoa; Arthropoda; Ostracoda; Podocopida; Darwinulidae
Source: the annotation of a GenBank genome assembly
CCCCCACGAGUAGAUUGUGAUUGGUCGGUGUUCAUUGCAGGCCUGUGGUUGGGAUACGCCUGUCUAUUCACCGUCUUAAGGCAAGGACGACAGACUGGGUAGAGUUUGUUAAGCUCCAGAUAUGGCAGCAACAGUAGCAGCUCACUCUGGCGCCGGUGUUGCAGAAAAUAGGAGGGAGAAAGCCCUCCAAGAUUAUCGGAAGAAGCUCCUUGAACACAAAGAAGUGGAGAGCAGAUUGCGAGAAAUGAGGGAGCAGCUGAAGGAUCUCAACAAGCAAUAUGAGAAGUCUGAGAAUGACCUGAAGGCAUUGCAGAGUGUUGGCCAGAUUGUUGGAGAGGUGUUAAAACAGCUGACUGAAGAGAAAUUUAUUGUGAAAUCCACAAAUGGGCCACGAUACGUAGUAGGCUGUCGGAGGCAGCUGGAUAAGAAGAAGCUCCGACAAGGGACCCGUGUUGCAUUGGAUAUGACUACCCUUACCAUCAUGCGAUAUUUGCCUCGAGAAGUGGAUCCGCUUGUGUACAACAUGUCUCAUGAGGACCCUGGAAAUGUGUCCUAUUCUGCCAUAGGAGGCCUGAGUGAACAGAUCAGGGAAUUGAGAGAGGUGAUUGAGCUGCCCCUACUGAACCCAGAGCUUUUCCAGAGAGUUGGAAUCACACCACCAAAAGGAUGUCUUCUCUUUGGGCCUCCUGGAACUGGAAAAACACUCCUGGCAAGAGCAGUUGCAUCACAGCUUGAUGCCAAUUUCCUCAAGGUGGUUUCCAGUGCAAUUGUGGAUAAAUACAUUGGAGAAAGUGCCCGUCUCAUUCGAGAGAUGUUCAACUAUGCCAGGGAUCAUCAGCCAUGUAUCAUCUUUAUGGAUGAAAUUGAUGCCAUUGGCGGAAGGCGAUUCUCUGAAGGGACAUCGGCAGACAGAGAGAUUCAGAGGACACUCAUGGAGCUCCUGAAUCAAAUGGAUGGAUUUGAUGCUUUGGGACAGGUAAAAAUAAUAAUGGCAACAAAUCGACCAGACACACUGGAUCCUGCACUCCUGCGACCUGGGCGACUUGACAGGAAGAUUGAGAUUCCAUUGCCAAAUGAACAAGCUAGGCUGGAAAUACUGAAAAUUCAUGCUUCCCCCAUCACCAAGAAGGGUGAUAUUGAUUAUGAAGCGAUCGUGAAGCUGUCAGAUUCAUUUAAUGGAGCUGAUCUGAGGAACGUCUGCACAGAAGCCGGUCUCUUUGCCAUCCGAGCUGAGAGGGAUUAUGUUGUUGAAGAAGAUUUCAUGAAGGCAGUUCGGAAAGUUGCUGACAACAAAAAGCUGGAGUCCAAAUUGGACUACAAGCCUGUGUGAACAUACAGAAUUUUUUCAAUUGACCCAUUUCAUGAGUCACAUUUGGAAUUCUUUCUCUUCUGGAUUGAGGCUUUGAAUGAAGUACACUACCAACUCUGUAAUGAUUGCUUAUAGUGUUUCUGAGAUAGUGGGACAAUAUCAGCUGAAUGUGAUAGUUGGGUUUUAUACUUUUCAUGCUUGUUUUCCACAUUGAGAAUUCGAACAUUUGUAGCUCAUAUGCCCCAGGACAAAAUCUUGUGACCUGUAGUGGUCAAAGUUUGAGGCCAUACGAGGUGCGACAAAGUUUCGAGACUCAGCCCAUAAAAACUGAUAGAAAUGAGAUACAAGAAAAGUUGUUUUAAUCGCCUUCAAAGUAAUCACCUCUGGCCUCAACACACUUAUUCCAC